CACCAUCUUCCUUAGUUCCUUCCCUCCCUUUAUUAAAAUAUAAAAACUCCCAUACUCAACUCAGUCUUCCCUUUCUCUCUCCUCCACCCUUCUCAAUACUCCAACCGCCAUUCCCAAUCUCUCCUCAAAACCCUACUCCCCACCUCUGCUUUUCACACUCUCCCUCCCAUCCUUUCACAUCUCCUGCAACAAUCAUCUUCAUGCACUCAUCACCUCAAUCGAUCACUCCAGCAAAUUAAACUCCGUUCAUUCAAUUCCAACUGUUCGAUCAAUCGAUCAUGAACCUUGAUAAUUUCUGCAAUUUCGUUUUUCUAGGGUUUAAUUUGAUGAUUUGAUUUUGGAUUGCGGUUUGAUUUUGAUGCGGAUAGCUAUAGUAAUAACAAUCUACUCUUCAAAAUUCGUCUCUCACUGAUCAAAAUGAUUCGAGCAAUUCUAUCGAAGACGUGAUCUACUGCUACCUUUUUUUAUUUAUAUUGAUCUAAUUAAGUGAGAUCUGUAUAAAUUUGGUUUCUAAAACGUCUCCUUUAAUUGCUGUGAUUGCUUCUAAGGUUUUCGAUACUGGUUAAAUUCAACAUGAUUCGUGCUAUCUUAUCUAAGACGUGACCGCAUUUUCCUCCGAUUUUUCGGUGCAGAAAGCUGGUUUGAUCAAUCCGUCAAAUUGAGGAAACAGUGAUUUUCUCUCUCCUCCCGUGAGCUUGAAAAAGGUAAGGAAGAAGAAAAAGAUGCCACACAGAGCAACCUACUUUUUCCCACGGCAAUUCCCUGAUACUCGGGGUACUUUCCCACCACAACCACCCCUCACACCAACAACAACAACACCUGCAACAACAACAACUACUCCAACAUCAUCAGUUCAUCUUCACGAGAAGCACUCCUCGUCUCAUAUCAAAAGAGAUUUCGAUGUCGUCUUCAACAACAACAACAACAACAACAACAACAACAAAACCAACAACAACAAAACCAGCAGCAGCUGCAGCACUCCUUCCAUAACCGAAAAUGACGCGAAAGCGAUAUUGACGAAGAAGAUCACGGGAAACAGUUACAACAACAACAACAAGUUGGCCGCCUUUUACAGCUGGAUUGCAGCUGACAGUCGCAACAACAAGAAGAAGAACAACAAAUACAAAGGCGGUAUUAAGACGAAGUUGACAUACAGUGAUGAACAUGAACAUGAGCAGGAACUUUUGUUACCACCGGAAUCGGAACCUGUUACGACUACGCCAGUACCGGCGUCGGUGUCGGUGUCGGUGUGUGGAGAGAAAGGUUGCGGGUUGUACCGGGAUUCGUCAUUGGCGAGGCUUUCGAGUUGUGGGAGUAGUUACGGAGCUGGGAGUUUCUUCUCUAGCGAAGUGCACGAUCGCGAGGCUACUCGGUCCACGUUUCGGAGCUCGAUUACCGAGGUAGUGGAAGAGGUGGCAGAGGAGAGAGAAAAGAAUCAUCAUCAUCAUCAUCUUCACCAACAGCAACAGCAGCAGCAGUUGCAGCAGAGUUUGGCGGAUAAAGCAAGGGAGAGUUACUAUUUGCAGCUCGCUUUGACGAAGAGGCUUGCUUCUCAUGCAAAAAAUGGGAAUGAACCCACUAUGUUCUUGUUUGAGGGUGGGUCUGAGGGGCUCGGGUCGGGUUCGGAUGUUGACGCUCUGUCUUAUCGGUUAUGGGUUAGUGGAUGUUUAUCAUAUAAUGACAAGAUAUCAGAUGGAUUUUUCAACAUAUUGGGGAUGAAUCCUCAUGUUUGGGUGAUGUGCAAUGACACUGAGGAAGCUAAUGGGAUUCCGUCGUUGGCUUCUUUGAAAGCUGUUUCACCUCACGAUUCAUCAAUGGAGGUAGUAAUUGUUGAUAAGCAUGGUGAUUCUAGACUUAGGGAGUUGCAAGAUAGAGCACAAGAACUAUCCAGCACUUCAAAGAAUGCAUUAGUAUUGGUGGAGCAGCUUGGAAAACUUGUCUCUGUACACAUGGGGGGUAAUUUUCCGGUGGAGCAAGGUGAUCUACACAUGCGGUGGAAAGUGGUUAGUAAGAGAUUGAAGGAGCUCCACAAGUGUAUUGUGCUGCCCAUUGGUAGUCUCUCUUCAGGGCUUUGUAGGCACCGUGCAAUCCUUUUUAAGAAAUUGGCAGACUAUGUAGGGUUGCCAUGCAGGAUCGCUCAAGGUUGUAGGUACUGUGCUGCAGAUCAUCGAUCAUCUUGCCUUGUUAUAAUUGAAGAUGACAGACAAUUACCAAGGGAAUAUAUAGUUGAUCUGGUUUGUGAGCCGGGAAAUGUCCGCAGUCCAGAUUCAUCUGUCAAUGGAGGUCUGCUUGCAGCACUGUCUUCACCAUUUCAGAUUUCUCGUCUCCAAGAAUUUCAACAGACUUUUGUAUACAAUUCCUCAUGUAACCAAAUACCUAUGACAAAACAAACAUAUGCUUCUUCUGGUCUUCUUAGUCCUGGAAGUUAUAAAGGAGCUUGGCAUAACGAGGAAAGUAACUUGCUCAAGGAAGGGAAUAAGAGCAAUGUCUACAAUCCUCUUGAUGAAAGUUGUAGAGGGAUGAAAUCUUCUGUUGUGCCUUUAUUACUGGAGAAAUCAGAGCAUCCAGUAAUUCAGAGGUCUGAUUUAGUUGCCAUCCAAACAGUCCCUGAAGUUUUGGCAAGUCCUGUAGCAGUAUCUAGCCUUAGUGUGGAAGAAUAUAUACAACAGAAAAAUUACAGGAAAGAAAUGGUUGUGCAGCAAUCUGUAGUUGUUGAUAAUGUUCAACCUGUAGCUCAAGAGGGUGAUGGUGAACAGUGCAUGUUUUCUGCUUCGUCUAUUCCCAGAUUCUUGGACCUUGAACCUUCUCUCGCUAUGGAUUGGAUGGAAAUAUCUUGGGAUGACUUGCAUCUCAAAGAGCGUGUUGGUGCUGGUUCAUUUGGGACUGUGCAUCGAGCUGAAUGGCAUGGAUCGGAUGUUGCAGUGAAGGUCUUAACUGUCCAAGAUUUUCAGGAUGAUCAGUUGAAGGAGUUCCUUCGUGAGGUUGCAAUAAUGAAGCGUGUCCGUCACCCCAACGUGGUUCUCUUUAUGGGUGCUGUAACAAAGCGUCCUCACCUAUCCAUAGUAACAGAAUAUCUACCCAGAGGUAGCCUAUACCGGCUUUUGCAUAGACCAUCUGCAGGCGAAGUCUUGGAUCACAGAAGGCGAUUGCGGAUGGCGUUAGAUGUGGCCAAGGGGAUCAAUUAUCUGCACUGUCUUACCCCUCCUGUAGUGCAUUGGGAUCUAAAAUCUCCCAACUUGCUGGUUGACAGGAAUUGGACCGUGAAAGUAUGUGAUUUUGGUUUGUCCAGAUUCAAAGCGCACACAUUCAUUUCUUCAAAGUCUGUUGCUGGAACUCCUGAGUGGAUGGCCCCUGAGUUUUUACGUGGAGAACCUUCAAAUGAAAAAUCAGAUGUUUACAGCUUCGGAGUCAUCUUAUGGGAACUGGUUACAAUGCAACAACCAUGGAGUGGACUUGGCCCAGCUCAGGUGGUUGGAGCUGUUGCUUUUCAGAACAGGAGGCUCACAAUCCCAGCAAGUACCUCUCCUUUGUUGGCUUCCCUCAUGGAAGCAUGCUGGGCCGAUGAACCGAGUCAACGACCAUCUUUCAAGAAAAUAGUAGAAACCUUAAAAAAGCUCCUGAAAUCCCCAACACAGGUCAUACAAAUGGCUACACCAUAAUAAUGGGAUAAUGAUCUCGAAAUUUUCAUGUUCAGCUAACGAUUUCUUUGAUUUUGCAACAACCUGAAUAAUCCUCCGCGAAUGCAGUAAUGCUCGGGGUAGUAGUAACUAGUAAGUACCUCUUCUUCUUUAAAAACAUUUCUUGUUUCGUUUGAACGGUGUUGUUUGUUGUUCAUAGGCAAAACCAAUCCAUGGAAGUGUAAAUGCUGGAGAAUUGUAAUUGAUACAUUAUGUAUUGUAGCGUCUAUGUAGGUGAUACGAUGAUGGUUUUUUAAUUCGUGGAUCCCCGAAUAUUUAUUAGGGUGACCAAACUAGCAAUUCUAUGUUUUAAUUUGACUGUUAAUGCUGUACUCAAAGAUUGUAAUGCAAGAUCAUUUCAGAUUUUAGUCGUA
This is a messenger RNA of Spinacia oleracea (spinach), 4051 nucleotides long. RefSeq names its product serine/threonine-protein kinase CTR1. Gene Ontology annotation, biological process: protein phosphorylation. The transcript has 16 exons. NCBI's taxonomy places the organism in Eukaryota, Viridiplantae, Streptophyta, Magnoliopsida, Caryophyllales, Amaranthaceae. Bases 723 to 3659 code for a protein of 978 amino acids. Gene Ontology annotation, molecular function: ATP binding; protein serine/threonine kinase activity. The record is from RefSeq and is a predicted model, not a curated record.